Messenger RNA from Ilex paraguariensis (yerba mate), 1074 nucleotides. NCBI's taxonomy places the organism in Eukaryota, Viridiplantae, Streptophyta, Magnoliopsida, Aquifoliales, Aquifoliaceae. The record is from the annotation of a GenBank genome assembly.
AUGGAGAAAAGCCACGGGAUAGAAUGUUCUAAGGCAUGCCCUUCUGACCACAAUGAAGACGAAGACGAGAGCGAGAAGCCAAAAGAUGGUGGAAGCUCAAGCAACAGCACCGUCGAAGAGAGCGAGAAAAAGCCAUCGAUUCGGCCUUAUAUUCGAUCCAAGAUGCCAAGACUGCGGUGGACACCUGAUCUGCAUCUUCGAUUCAUCCAGGCUAUAGAGAGACUCGGAGGACAAGACAGAGCAACACCCAAAUUGGUUCUUCAACGUAUGAACAUCAAAGGACUUAACAUCGCCCAUGUCAAGAGUCAUUUACAGAUGUAUAGAAGCAAGAAGAUUGAUGACCAUGGUCAAGUGAUAGCCGAUCAUAGACAUCUUGUGGAAGGCGGUGAUCGAAACAUCUACAACCUCAGCCAGCUUCCAAUGCUCCAAGGACUUGGCCAAAGGCAUGAUUCUACCUUCAGAUAUGGAGAAACUUUUUUGAAUGCUCAUCAUAACUGGCUUAGCCCUUAUUGGGGUUGGAAUGGAAUUGAUAAGACUAGGCAAGGAUUUGGACCAUAUGAUUCUGUUGCUGAGAGGAUCUAUGGAAGCAACUAUGGCCGUUCGGGAAAUCAUAAUCUCCAUAGCAGUAGUUUCACUUUCAGGGCACAACCUACGUGGAGAACCAAUGAUCUGAAGGAUGAUUUGAGAUCCUUAUACAAUCAUGAACCUUGUCGAGGCCAAUCCCGAAUGAACCCUAUAGAGCUCAACCCUUUAAAGCAACUACAAGCAAAAGUCCGAGAAGAAACCAAUCUAUACAACAGCAGUAUUCCUCUAGAUUUGGACACGACAGUGAAUCUUCAGAAGCAAGCAACGGGAAAAAGGAAGGCUUCAGAUUGCGAACUGGAUUUGCGCCUCUCUCUUGGGCUAAAUUCAAAAAUUGAUCAUGAGAGCCAGAAAGAUUUGGAGGAUGAUGAGGACAACGGUAACUUAUCAUUGUCAUUGUGCUCACCUUCUUGCUCAAAGAUUAUCAGGUUGAGAGAACUUGAUGGUAGAGAGAAUGAAAGAAGGGCAAGUACUCUGGAUCUGACUAUAUGA